This is a messenger RNA of Aspergillus wentii DTO 134E9, 2298 nucleotides long. RefSeq names its product putative RSC complex subunit (RSC8) (gene rscE). Gene Ontology annotation, biological process: positive regulation of DNA-templated transcription. The transcript is spliced from 3 exons. Lineage: Eukaryota; Fungi; Ascomycota; Eurotiomycetes; Eurotiales; Aspergillaceae. The coding region runs from base 93 to 2216 and encodes 707 amino acids. Gene Ontology annotation, cellular component: SWI/SNF complex. Gene Ontology annotation, molecular function: DNA binding; histone binding. The record is from RefSeq and is a predicted model, not a curated record.
UUUUCCCACCAUCCACAGCUGAAAGACAGCAAAGGAGCCUUUUCCCUCCGUCGCCUGCGACCCCAGUUUCAUCUCCAUCAUCGUUGAACAAGAUGGAUGAGACUCCUGUCAUCCAUGGCGGUGCUGCCGAUGAGAUUCAUGCCGGCACCACCACUCAAGAUGCCCCCGGUGAUGUUGUUCAGCCUUCCAGCCAUGCUUCCGAAUCGCAAUCGCGUCAGGAAUUUGCCGUGAAGACAUCUGAAAAUAUUUCGGACACUGAUAAUCCGCUAGAUGCCCCUGCCUCUCCCAAACCUCAGACUGAUGUCGAUCCCGAAGAUGAAGAGAUGGGCGGCACUGAAUUAGAUGGAAAGAAAGAACUCGAAGGGGGCGACGAAAAUGCCGACGGCGUUGCGCAACCAGCUGAAGGUGCCGUUGAGGAAACGCCGGCGCAGGCCAAGCAAUCGCUCGAAGCCUCUGCUCGGUCACACUUGGUCUCGCAAACACACGCCAUCAUUCUUCCCAGUUAUUCAACAUGGUUCGACAUGCACACCAUCCACCCUAUCGAGAAAAAGGCUUUGGCAGAGUUUUUCAAUGCCCGAAACCGAAGCAAGACCCCCGCUGUCUACAAGGACUACCGAGAUUUCAUGAUCAACACCUACCGAUUGAGCCCUAUCGAGUAUCUUACCGUUACUGCCUGUCGCCGCAACCUUGCCGGUGAUGUUUGUGCAAUUAUGCGAGUUCACUCGUUCCUCGAGCAAUGGGGCCUGAUUAACUACCAGGUCGACCCUCAAACACGGCCAUCGAACAUUGGCCCGCCGUUCACGGGCCAUUUCAGAGUCACUGCUGAUACCCCACGGGGUCUUCAACCAUUCCAACCUGGACCCAACCACUUCGUGACCCCAGGAAAGCCUCUCCCUUCCACUGACCGUGCUGCCUCUGCUACUCCAGCAUCCAAGGCCGAUCUUAACCUCGAAAUCCGCCGUAACAUCUACGAUGACAAAGGCAAGGAGAUCACACCUGCUACUGAAGAGAAGGACAAGCAGACCAACGGGGACGGAUCGUCCGCCAACGGCACAGCAGGCGAUACCAAGACACUGGAAGGCGCUGCCCGAGACCCCAGAAGAAAAUUCCACUGCUUCACUUGUGGCAUCGACUGCACUCGGCUUCGAUUCCACUAUGCUAAGGCAACCCCAGCCAAUGCAAACCCUAACGCCCCUGACACAAAAUACGACCUUUGUCCCAACUGUUUCUUGCAAGGACGGAUGCCUUCCAGUCACAGCGCUUCCGACUUUGUGAAGCUCGAAGACAACGCACACUCCCUCGUUCCCGAUAAGGAUGCCCCAUGGUCUGAUUCGGAGCUUGUGCUGCUCCUUGAAGGGUUGGAGAACUUUGAUGACAACUGGGAACAGAUUGCCAACCACGUUGGCACAAGGACAAGGGAAGAGUGUGUGAUGAAGUUUUUGCAGCUUGAAAUCGAAGACAAAUACGUCGAAGAUGUGCCAAACCUGCGCUCUGGAAGUGGAAAGGAGCCCAUUAGCCAGUCUGAGAACCCCGUCUUGUCGGUGGUCGCAUUCUUGGCACAAAUGGCAGAGCCCGCUGUGGCCGCUGCUGCGGCCGGACGUUCCGUGGAUGAGAUCCGCAAGGAGCUGAGGAAACAGCUCGAAAAGGGCCCCGAAGGUGAAAACCCCCAGGACAAGGGCAAGGAGAAGGAAGGUGAGGUGAAGACAGAAGAUUCCAUGGAUGUUGACCCUUCGCGGGAGGCUGGAUCUACAGAUGUCGUGGAGGCCGAGAAGCAGCCUAAGUCAUCGCUCCCCACAGUCGCUCUCGCAGCCUCUGCUGCCCGCGCUGGCGCUCUUGCCUCGCAUGAAGAACGCGAGAUGACUCGUCUCGUCUCUUCUGCCGUCAACGUUACUCUCCAAAAGUUCGAGAUCAAGUUGCAGCAGUUCAAUGAGAUGGAAGAGAUCAUUGAAGCCGAGCGUCGGGAACUCGAACAGGCCCGCCAGCAGCUUUUCCUUGACCGAGUGGCUCUGAAGAAGAGAGUUAAGGAGGUUCAGGAUACUCUGCAAGCCGUCAGUCUCAAGGGCCCUGGUGAAGAAGCAAACAACAUGCUCGCUGAGGCCUCAUCGAUUGGCAUCGGUAACCGCUACAACUUCCAGCCUGCAGGCGGUGAUCUGAGAGCUGGUGCUCAGCCCUGGAGUGCAGAGGCCGGUGCUGAGUUCAAGACGCUUGAUUUGUAAGGAUGAUAUAAACAUAAGAAUGACAUGCGUGAAACGUUCUUCAACUUUUCAGACAGAAAAAGAAAUAUUCCCAAAAAAUAAG